Molecule: messenger RNA, 4358 nt
Organism: Pomacea canaliculata
Lineage: Eukaryota; Metazoa; Mollusca; Gastropoda; Architaenioglossa; Ampullariidae
Product: lysosomal thioesterase PPT2-A-like
Exons: 11
Coding region: 610-1551 (313 amino acids)
Cellular component (GO): lysosome
Molecular function (GO): thiolester hydrolase activity
Source: RefSeq, a predicted model, not a curated record
UUGCGAGCUGAUGUCCAAUUUAAUAUAUAUGACAAGCUAGCAGCCAGUUAAAUUUGUAUAUUUUAUGUUUCAGUUUGAAUAUGAUCGGUUUGCAUAUUAUAUCUUUGUGAAAAGUGUAAUAACAACGGGAGAACGACUUUUACUGGACUAGGUUUCAUUCUAUUAUGUAUAGACAGUCGCCUUUGCCAGGAAGAACUUAAUUGAACUUUUGAAUCUCGAGCUUUCAAGGAACUAUAAAUAUUGUAGCGAUCAUACUUUUACUGUUUGUUUGUUGACUUUUAAAACAUUUUUUUACAUUUUUUUCAACUGUGUUUGUUUACAGCAGAAUUUAGAAAUCAUGGAAAAUGUAGGCAAGGGACGGACAGUAUUGUACUUCCCCUCAAACACAGUGUAAAUGGAAAGGCAUUAUCUAAAUAUGGAAACACUUAACACGUGUAAUCACUGACGGAUAUUAGUUCGUGGUAUAAUGGAUGUUAAGUGGGAAUUGUUAGAUUAGAACAAGCAAUGAAACAGGAAGAACACACACAUGAACUCCUGUGGUAAUAACCAGCCUUGACAGUAACCAUAGUCAGCACACCAGCUUCCAGUCUGAAAUGGAUACACAUACCGAUGAACUAUAGUGGUGAACUUUUUUUAAAGCUGAUGGAGGAAAAGCCAUUACGACCAGCAUCACAACUACUGCAGUCUGUGCUCAUUUUGGGAGGUGCAGCCUUUUUUCUGUGUAAUGCUCAAGCACAUGAUUUUCAAAGACCAAAGCGCCUGGUUCUCAUUCAUGGGAUUUUGAAUGGACCAAAGGAAUUUAACCAUCUUCUUGACUUCAUCAAACAGGACUUUCCAUUGAUGAAUGCAACUGCUUUGGAUGGCUUUAAUUAUGCAAACAGUGUCUUCCCAUUGUGGGAACAGGUAGACUAUUUCAGCAAAAUGCUGGAAAGUAUAAUGAACCAGACAUCAGACAGUAUUAUUCUUCUCUGUUUUUCACAAGGUGGUUUGAUUUGUCGUGGUGUUCUCUCAGUUUUACCUCAUAAUGUUGAAACUUUCAUCGCACUCAGCUGCCCACUGGCUGGACAGUAUGGAGAUACUAACUACCUGAAGUAUUUCUUCCCCCAACUAUUAAAGCACGACCUUUACAAGUUUUUUUACACUUAUAAAGGACAAACCUGGUCUUUUGGGAAUUACUGGAAUGAUCCUCAUCAUCAUGAGCGGUAUAUGAACUACUCAGACUACCUUGCUGUUCUGAACAAUGAAACUGCCAAUCCAAAAAGUGGAGACUUCAAGGAGAACUUUCUUCGCCUAAAGAGGUUAGUCCUCAUUGGAGGUCCUGAUGAUGGUGUCAUUACUCCAUGGCAGUCCAGCCACUUUGGGUUCUAUGACCAGAACGAGGCCGUUUUGGACAUGACGCAACAGACGUGGUACAAGGAUGAUAGUUUUGGACUACACACUUUGAACAAAAGAGGCAGCUUACACUUCUGUACCGUACCUGGAGUAAAACACACACAUUGGCACAGGAAUAUGACAGUUUACGAGAAAUGCAUCAAACCAUGGCUGGACUGAAAUAUAGGAAAGCUAAGAACAUUUAAUGAAGAAAAAUAUUUCUGCAAGAAUGUUCGUUCCUGUUUCUCAUUUCAUUCAUGACUAAAACAAUUUAAGACAGUGUUGUAAAGAGCUUAUUGAAUCUGUUAUAUUGUUAUUAAUUGCAGAGGAAGCAUUUAUAUAUGUUGGUAAAUUUCAGUUCAGCAAUGCUCAACAGAAAGUAUGUCGAAACAAUCCUUUGGUUUACCAACUUAACUAAAAUAACCCUCAAGUAUAAACAGCGAGUCUUGUACCAUCAUUAAGAAGAGUCCUUUGCUGUCCAAAAUGAGAGCAAUUUUUAAAAAUCAUUAUCUCUGUCUGUAGCAUGGUAAGAAUCAGGGAUUAUAUUGGGAAUUGACUUUGUUGUAAAAUGGAAAGUUUUUGCUUUCUGUUAACUUUACUUUUUAAACAUUAUAAAGGACUUUAACAUUUAAAUGCCAUUUCAACAUCUGUUGUUGAAAAAUGGGUAAUUCUCAGUAUCAACAUUUUGUAAUGUUUGUUACAAUGUUUUGACUUAAGAUGAUGCUUUCUUUCUUGUCAACUGCAAAUUAUUUUUUUUAUUUUGCCAUCACAAAUUUGUAACCUUGUCAGUUUCUGUGAAGUGAAGAGCAUGGCAACCACAUAAGGCUAUGUUUGAUCAAAGAAUAAAUGUUUAAGUUUUUGUUAGUAAUGUAGUUAGAUCUGAUGUCAGAAACCUUUUUAUGAAAAGGUGAAUAUUUUUGGAAGAUAUACUUGUAUCUAUUUAUAACAUUCCAAAAAGAAUUUUUUUCUGACUGAGUAAAAAAAUAAUUUUUUUUGCAUUUUGUGUUUAGGUAUAAUCAUCUUAGGUACUCAUCAUCUUGUUUUUUUGUUUGUUAUAUCAUGGGAAUGAUUAUACAAUGCAACAUCAAGAGCACACAAUACUGUUGACAUGAUUGUGAGGAGAGUCAGGGUAGUGUUUCUUACUAUUCUAAAGCACCACGAUAACAUUGUGUACAAAAAGAGCCAAAAUAAAUUAUUUGGCAGCCUGUUGACAAUCUUUAAGUAUCUGUAAAGGAAACAUUUCCCAAGAUUUGGCUCAAUAUUUUCAUUUGAGCAUAGAAGUGUAGUGGAAUUAACGUUGAUUCUUUAUUCUCGUCACCUUCAAUUAUAAUUAUGAUGUGAAGUGAGCUCAAUGAUGGCAAUCAACUAUCAACUGAAACAGACCAUGUUUGUGUGUGUGUUUUAAAUUACUUUAUUUAAUAUGUGGCAAAAUACAAAAUCAUAAGAAAGUAGAACUACAUUUUAAACCUUUUAUUAAGGUGACAACAACUGUGGUUGAAAAUGUAGCAGCUUAACUAUGACACAAUAGGAAUAAAGCAGUCACUUUAAUAAAUUCUAAUGAGUGACAGAAGACCUUUUUUUAAUAGAAAAAAAAAAGAACAAGUAUUAGUUCUGUAAGAGAUUGCGGAGGGAAGUUAUAUACAGCCAAGACUAUCAAAGUACAUUUCAAGGUACAUCUGCAUUGUAAAUUGAUCAAAAAAAUGGUGGCACUUGCCAAUUUUAUUAAUCAUAAAUAGCAAAACGAGGUUUUUUUUUUGCGCUCAUAGGUUCUGUCAUGAACUUUGUAUCCAUGUUAUGAAAUUAAAGUCUGCAAUUAUUGUUGUAUAUGGACCAUUAUAUUAAAUUUUUAUCCUCAGUUUUUGUUUUACAGAAUGUUUACAAUACUUUUUACCAUAUAAUAUUUUGACUUGUACCUUUUGCCUCUCAUAUAUUUUUGUAACUUGGGCACUGUGUUAUUUGCCACAUUAGUGUUCUUGGUUAAUUGCGAGGAACAUAUUUUGGUGAUCAGUGUGGUUGGCCAUGUUUUACUACUGCCAACUGAAUUUUACAUAUGCUGUUUUGGGGUAAAUUGCAAACUUUGUACAUAUAUUUUGUAAUGUGAUGUAUUUCAAAGGUUUUAAUGGAGUUUGCCAACUAUACUGUCUUGUAAAUCUUGAACAUUGACAUCCACAUUGUAAAGUGGUCAAUGGUGGCCUUUGCUAAGUUUGUUUUAUUGUAAAAUGAGUACCAUUGAUGUUUGAAAAAAGCUGUCUAAGAUGGUACUCUAAAUGUUUUGAUUUCAAUUUCUUUUUUUUAUAAAUUUUUAAUUGUAACUGAGGUGGAGGCAAAUGCUAGAUGGUGCUGCAAGCAUUGAGAAGACAAAGCCACACAUUUUUACUUUGGGUAGCAUCGCAUCUCGCUACAGCCGGUCAAAGCUGACUGCUCCCAGAUUUCAUGCUUCUCCCAUUUAUCUGUUUGUGUGUUUGUCAUGUGCGUGGUCAUAUGACAUAUGACAUAUCCAUACCUCUUGUCAUUGUAGAGAAACGCGAUGUUCUAUCAGCAUCAACACUGCCUUUCACAGAUCUUUUUUCUACAGAAUGUCAAUAUGUAGACACUUGAUCAUUUGAAUAUUGACAUAACUAUAAUUGAUUUGGGUUGGACUCUAAAAGUUGAUCAAGUGGAAACUUUAAAGGUCUUAAUGAGAGUGAAUAGUGUAUUUGUGUUGAAUGAAUUAAUUUCUAAGUAGUAUGUAGGAAGAUUGCUAUGCAUUUCAAAUGUUGUCAAGACAGUAGUAAGUAGUAAGAGAUGUUACACAAUGUGCAAAAUAAUAACAUCAUAUAUAGCAAACAUAACAGGUUGGUGCUACAGAAAUGCUUGAGAUAUGAAUGUACACACAAUAAUAAAUAAUAAUAAAUACACAAGUAUGCAGGGUAAGGUAAGUUAUUGGUGACAGAAUCUAAGUACCCUGUGUUAAAAGGUCUUGACGAAAAUGAAAAAUAGUUCUAACA